AAGCAUGCCUCUGAGGGUAGUGACACACACAAUAAAAACAAACUUCCCUGGACAGUGAGAUCCAUCAGACCUAACAGUUAACUGCUGGUAAGAGCUUGUACUCUCAAAAUGACUUCACGAGCUAUGCAGUUCACAACUUUACAUUUUAAAAGUUUGGCUAACAUGCAGAAAAUUAUCAUCAGAGAAGCAAGUGCAGCCACCACUUCUAGGAAAUCAACACAGUUAAAGAAUCUCCUGCAGUCUUCAGAGUUAUCAUUUCUUAUGGAAGCUCAUUCAGGUCUAAGCGCACGCAUUGUGGAAGAAACAGGCUUUUCAGGAAUAUGGGGAAGUGGACUUUCGAUUUCUGCACAGCUUGGUGUAAGGGACAGCAAUGAAGCUUCUUGGACACAGAUUCUAGAUGUUGUAGAGUUCAUGGCUGAUGCUACUAGUAUUCCUAUUCUUCUUGAUGCAGAUACAGGAUAUGGAAAUUUCAAUAAUGCAAGGCGAUUGGUCCGUAAACUUGAAGAAAGGGGAGUUGCAGGCUGUUGCAUCGAAGAUAAAUGUUUUCCAAAAACAAAUUCAUUACUUGAUGGAAGACAACAACCACUGGCAGAUGUGGAAGAAUUUGCUUUGAAAAUUAAGGCCUGCAAGGACCACCAAAAGGAUCCAGAUUUCUGUGUUGUGGCAAGAGUUGAAGCAUUUAUUGCUGGAUGGGGACUUGAUGAAGCACUGCAAAGAGCUGAAGCCUACAAGGAAGCAGGAGCGGAUGCCAUUCUCAUUCAUAGCAAAAAGACUGAUCCCUCUGAUAUAGAAGCGUUCAUGAAGAAAUGGCAAAACAAGGGUCCUGUUGUAAUUGUACCAACCAAAUACUAUACAACCCCAACAAAGAAGUUUGAAGAAAUGGGAAUCUCAACAGUAAUAUGGGCUAACCAUAAUUUGAGGGCAUCAGUGCAAGCAAUGCAAACUACUAGCAAACAAAUUUUUGAAGAAAAAUCACUGGCUGGUGUGGAAAAGAAGAUUGUUCCAGUCAAAGAAGUGUUCAGACUACAGCACGACAGUGAACUAAAAGCUGCUGAAGAUCGUUACCUGCCAAAGAAAUAGGUUCAAACAAUACUUACGUAAAAAAUUAAGUGUGCAAUAAAGAAAAUGAUACAAGUCAAACUCA
Schistocerca cancellata (South American locust) is the source of this 1144-nucleotide messenger RNA. Its product is annotated as phosphoenolpyruvate phosphomutase-like. The record is from RefSeq and is a predicted model, not a curated record. Gene Ontology annotation, molecular function: phosphoenolpyruvate mutase activity. Bases 109 to 1080 code for a protein of 323 amino acids. NCBI's taxonomy places the organism in Eukaryota, Metazoa, Arthropoda, Insecta, Orthoptera, Acrididae. The transcript has 8 exons.